This is a messenger RNA of Epinephelus lanceolatus (giant grouper), 2786 nucleotides long. It is a transcript of the gene cd5, whose product is annotated as CD5 molecule. NCBI's taxonomy places the organism in Eukaryota, Metazoa, Chordata, Actinopteri, Perciformes, Serranidae. The record is from RefSeq and is a predicted model, not a curated record.
UUGAUCUGAUUUGUUCAGUCUGAUCUCCUCCUGUCUGUCUGUCUGUCUGUCCUCUUCCUGCUACCUGUUGCUCAUUGUUACUGUCAUGGAUCUCAGGACUGUUUUGACCUUCUCAAGUCUUUUACUCCUGACUGCUGGAGCAGACCACAAAACACUUCAGCAAAACAGCACAACGACUCCCAUCCACACUGUGACUGACAGCCCCAGCAAGAACUGUACCUGCCCCAGUGCUGCUCCAGCAGCCCCUGCUACCCCCACCCCCACCCCCUGCCGCUCUGAAGCUGACCUGGGCCUCUUCAUAAUCAAAUGGACCAAAUGUGACGGAUACGUUAACUUGAUCCUCCCUUAUCCCUCAAACUCCUCUUUGACUGUCUGUUACCGCAGUAAAACAAGCUUUGAGAGCCUCUUGAGAGACGUGUGUGUGAACCGUAAAGGUUGUGAAGACACCAAGCCAGAUUUGGUCAAAGGGAAAAUCAUUCAGAAGAAUCGUUAUGACAUCACAGAGAGUGAAGAAAAGAAAGGGGACAGCUGUGAGGCACUGAAGGUCCGAUGCAAAGUUGAGAACCUCCCAGAUGUAGAGGGGCAACUGCACGCCUACAAAGUGGUGACAGCUCUGCUCUGCUGCAUUCUGCUGAUCCUGUUACUCAUCCGCUUCACCAGACCCACCGUCAAAGCCCUGCAGAAGAGACUAUCAGACAGGAGGCAGAAUCGCUGGAUCGGACCUACGCAGAGUCACAGUGUGUCUUAUCAUCGAGGAAAAAGUGCAGUUAAAAACAAUGACGGAGAGAAGAGAGUGUCCUACCCUGCUCUGGAGCGACUGGCAGUCAGUGACAGCAGAGAGCCUUCAUCCAAUAGGAACAGUGAUUACAACUUCUGACACGCCUCUUCCUUCUGCAUCACUACCACCAGCACCGCCAUCAUCAUCAUCAUCAGGGCAAAACAUAUGCUUUCAUAUAUGACUAUUUCUGGAUUGUAUUAUACAGUAAUAAAACAAACUGGAAAAGGAAGAAUAAGUUAUAGCAACCUGACUAAAUUUAUAUUAAAGGGAUAUUUCAGAUUUUUUUUUAGGUGGGGUUCUUUGAAGCAGUCUAUAGUCUGUGUUACAUACAGUCGAUGUCAGUCUGCACAUAUCCUGUUUGGGGAAGCAGACAGAAGUGCCACCAAAGAAUGGAGGUUAGCAGCAAAACUGAUUUUAGCCACUUAAAAAAAAGUUCUACCUUAAAAAAUCUAUUCCAGUUUAGGUGGGCACUAUAUUAAGUAUAUUUUCACUGAUUUACUUCACAGUCAGACAGCCAUUUCCUUUGGCAAUAAAUUUUCUCCACUAUAGAACUUCCAUAAUCUCAUACAUCUGUCUCUUGUGGCCCAUUCAGUCCAGGCCUCCAGGAACUUCACCAGGCUUUGAAGACAAUUUUCAUAGUGGCCAAACAGUGUAAUUAUAGCUUUUAAGUCCAUCACUUGAAGCCACAAAAGAUUUUUGUCCCGUAGACUUACAUUGAGAAGGAGACGUCUGUUUAUCUGUGGAUACUUUUUUUUGAUCGUCACAACCUCAACGAAAUGACUCGUUUCACUAUCAGGAUUUGAUUCAUUUGGUCUGAUAACAUUUGAUAACACAGUAAAUCAUUGGGGUAAUUUUAUAGGUGGCAGCUGAAUGAUUUUGGCUUCAUGCACCACUGACCUUCAUAGGAAUGAACAGGGCUCCGCCUCUAAUGCUGUAUCCAGUUCUCUUUAUACAUCCCAGGUUCAACCUUCCUCUGCAAAAGUUCCUUUUCUGUAUACUCUGGAUCAUAAAGGUAUCUCACAGUGAAUGGCAUGUCACUGUCGCUGUCAUAACCACUCAUUUUUUAUUUUCUUGUAUUUGCUGUCUCCUCCAUAAAACGCUGAAAGUCUGACCCAACAGCUGAUCUGCAGCAUAAUGCAGCGUGCAGCACAGUUGUGUUUAUGUGUAUGAAUACGGAAGUUCAACAGUUGAGAAAAUGUAGUGCCAAAGGAAAAGCUUGUAUGACGAUGAAGUAAAGGGGAUAAAAUAUUCUAAAAAUAGCGUACACCUUAAGUGACAUUGGGCCUCUAUCUAGGUGGCUAAGAUACAUUUUCCUUCUGCGUCGACACUCCUGUCUGCUUCUUCAAACUGGGAGCAUGACGACCACCAUGUAGUGAAUAUAAUAUGCUGACUAUAGAUAAGCAUCUCGUACAACCCCACUUCAAAAAUCUGAUCCAUCCUUUUAAGAUAUGAUAUUGUUGAUUACAAUAUUCUGUGAAACCACAUAUCCGCCACCAUUGUACAUUGUGUUCAUACAUCUUUGUUUAGCAGUUAGCAUUGGAGCUACUUCUUAAAUAACAAAUGACUGGCAGUCUGUGACAGUAGAAAGCCUUCAUCUAAUGACUGCAUCUCAAAAGGUCUUGAAUGGUGUUGCCAGUUUUUAGCUCCAUCAGGUGACUGUUGGAUAUAUAGGUGACUUGCUUGUUUACUUACAAGCUAUAACAACAGACAGCUUUGCAGCUGUAACAGGUUAAUUUUGUGCACCUUUAGCUUGGCAAGUAGUUCCCCCUACUUUCAGUCUUUGUGCUAAGAUAGUCUAAACUCAUUUUAGACUUAUCUCCGUACUGGACAACAAGAGAUGAAACUGAGAAACUCACAAAGUUUACAAAGUGUUGAACUAUUCCUUUAAUUUUUCAAACUAUUCAUAAACUCUCUGCUAUAUUCAUUCAGUGAUACUGUGACAUACAUUUUGUUUCUUCUGUUGUCUGUUUGUGAUUAAUAUUGUGAACUGUUUUGUUUUCAGUAAAAU